GUAAUGUCAUAGACGAGAAUUCACACGCUUUGCCCUCGCAGGAGAGAGCGAGAGCGACAGCGACAGCUUGGGGCGGUCAGUCCCCGCUUCUCCCUCCCCGUCACAUGUGCCACCUUCGCGGGGCUCAGUGAAGCAACCUCCAGCGCACACCGCGGAGGUCACCCCGCUUUCGAGACGUGAAAGUCUGCUGCGGAGUUUUUGUUUUUUGAUUUUUUUUCUCACCCCCCCCCCGCUCGUCGCUUCCUCCUCCAUGAGACUUUCGUCGUCUUGUUUUUUUUUUUUUUAAACAGAAUAUAUUUCAUUGGACUAUGAAGUGAAACUCCGCCAUAUUCAGCACAUCCACCACGCCCGCCGCGAGUGCUCCAAACUUACUUUCUCCGCCUCAUUUUCUACUUAAAGCGGCGUGAUAAAGGGAGGCGACGCCUGAAGCCGGGGCACGAUGACCCUGAUGGCGGCGGGGGCUUGCUGCCUCAGCCCGGAGGCCAAAGAGGCUCGCAGGAUCAACGACGAGAUCGAGAGGCAGCUACGCCGCGACAAAAGGGACUCGAGACGGGAGUACAAGCUUCUCUUGCUCGGGACCGGCGAGAGCGGUAAGAGCACCUUCAUCAAGCAAAUGAGGAUCAUCCACGGCCGAGGCUACUCUGACGAGGACAAGCGGGCCUUCACCAGGCUGGUGUACCAGAACAUUUUCACCGCCAUGCAGGCCAUGAUCCAGGCCAUGAAGACGCUGCGGAUCCCCUACAAGUACCAGUACAAUGAGGCCAACGCCAGCACUGUCUGCGAGGUGAACGUGGAGACGGUGACGACGUUUACAAACGAGUACGUGGACGCCAUCAGGAGUCUGUGGGCCGACCCGGGGGUCCAGGAAUGUUACCGUCGCAAGAGAGAAUACCAGCUCUCCGACUCGGCCAAAUACUACUUGAACGACUUGGACCGCAUCGCCGACGCCGCGUACCUGCCGUCGCAGCAGGAUGUGCUGCGGGUCAGGGUGCCCACCACGGGCAUCAUUGAGUACCCCUUCGACUUGGAGAACAUGGUGUUCAGGAUGGUGGACGUGGGCGGACAGCGCUCUGAGAGGAGGAAGUGGAUCCACUGUUUCGAGAAAGUCACGUCCAUCAUGUUCCUGGUGGCGCUCAGCGAGUACGACCAAGCGCUGGUGGAGUCGGCGCACGAGAACCGCAUGGAGGAGAGCAUGGCCUUGUUCCGGACAAUCAUCACCUACGAGUGGUUCGAAGAGUCCUCGGUCAUCUUGUUCCUCAACAAGAUUGAUUUGCUGGAGGAGAAAAUCAUGCACUCGCAUUUGGUCGACUACUUUCCUGAAUAUAAUGGUCCUCAGCGGGACGUGAAGGCGGCCCAGGAAUUCAUCCUGAACAUGUUCGUCAACCUGCACCCCAACCGCAAGAAGCUCAUUUACUACCACUUCACCUGCGCCACCGACACGGACAACAUCCGUUUCGUCUUCCACGCCGUCAAGGACCACAUCCUGCAGGGCAACCUCGAAGACUACAACCUGGUGUGAAGCGGAGGUACGGGGUCGGGGGAUUCUGGAGUUGGGGGGGGGGGGGGAGAUGCUCGAAAAGCCUGACUAUUUGACCACUUUGAUGCAAGAUGGCGGCGACGGGGCGCCUAAUGACGGUACUACUGAUGUUAUGGGACCUUUGAUCACUAAACUGCUGCCCGAGUGGAUGACGAGCAUAAAAAUGUCACCGAGCGGCAGUCGGCGGCUGACCGCACGCGGACGCAGCGGGGACUGGUUUUUGUGCAGGUGCGAGUCGGUCUCACUUUGAAGUGGGAGUCCCCGUCCAUUAUAGCUCGUGUGUGUGUGCCUCUGUUGUGUAAACAGGAUGGAAAGCCAAUUGAGCAUUUGUUCGCUAUCCAGUAGUGAUGGGCGAGUACCGAUAGCAGGUAUCGGUAUGUGGUCCAUACUGGGCUUUUGGAUACUCGUGAAGGCUGCCUAUUUAAGGCAAGAACAUUUGACCUUAAGUCCAAUUCACCAGUGUUUGAGAAAUUGGAGAACCAUCAUUAGGGUUGGGCAUCGAUACUUGAGAGUGUCCAGUUCCCCUUGAAUCGUUGAAAUUUCACUCCCCGGUUACGAUGCUUGUAGUCCGCCCACCCCGAAGAAGAGCCGAAAACCAACAAAGAAGAACACACUGGAAAAUGUGUUUGUGCCCAGCGGUGUUGGCAAGGAAAAAAAUAUUAAUUACUUUGUUGAAAUGGAAAAAAAACAUUCGCCUUCGUGCAACACUUGGAAUGAGAUUAUAUUGUGCAAAGGAGGCUUUGGCGAUGUGGUUUGGAACCCAAAUCGGGAUAAGGAACCGGAAUGAGAAUCCCUCCAAUUCAAAUGAUGCCCAUCCCUAAUCAUCAACAACUUCAGAAAGAAAGAAAGAGAAAAAUUUUUUUUUUGAUGAGUUCGCAAUUGUCUCUCAUUGUGUUCAUGGGAAUUGUAUCUAUCAAAAGUACUCGUUGUGUCGGUACUCAGUAUUAAAGUACUCAAUAACGGACCUUUCCGACAGCAAUCUUGAGCUCCGCCCCCUGAGCCGUGUCCCACAAGCUUCCAAAAUGGCGAUUGAACAUAACAUGUUUGAAGUCGAUUCUCUAUCGCGUAUUCCAGAAAAUAUUGGGGUAUGUUUUUUGCCAAAUGCGUCAGACUUGUCUAAGAGAGUUCUACAGAGAGGUCUCAACUAUUUCACGAAAGGAUAUGUACACGGAAUUAAGAUUUUGGACGGAGCAGGACGCAAUGUCAGAGUUAUGGCGAAAUGUUGGCGAUCGAUGCAAAAAAAAAAAAAAAUAAAAUAAACGUUUGACGCCUCACAAACUUCAUAUUGAAAUCCAACAGGAUAAAAUAGUGGAAUCAUACUGCGCGUGUGAAGCAGGGUGAGUACUUUUUACUUGGAAAGAUUCCGAGUAAUAUCAUUGUAGUCUUUAUAAGUGAGUGGGUGGAACCCAGUGCUCUGUCCUAAAAGUCUGAUGCGAUCAAAAUAGGCAAAUAGACAUUUCUCUUGCAUGACACGGCGCAUUUACAUAUCACUAACCCGACUCUUCGGCAUAAAACAUGACACACUUCGUUUAGAAGGUCAGCGAUACGCUAACAAAGUGGAAGUUGUUCUCCUGCAAUGUAUAAAACACUGAUAAUAAUAAUAAUUCAAUCAAACUCAGACAAGAUACUUCUCCCUCAUUUACCUUCCAUCUGAGGACCAUUUUUUUUCGUAACAUUAACUUUUCCAAGCGCACGCUACUAACAACCAGCAUUGCUCGUGGGACAAUCCGGCGAGAGGGGCGUGUCAAGCCAGGGGGUUAGGACAAUGUGGCUAUCUGAUUGGCUAUUGUCGUAUGAGUGAUUGACAGGUCGGAAAGGUCCAUUGUACUGGUACUCAUUUAAAAAAAAAAAAAAAAGUUAUCGAGCAUCCACACAAUGUCUCUUAAGGUCCAUGUACUACUAGUAUGCUGUAGGUGUUUACUCUCCAGACAAUUCAAAAUACUAGUAGAAUUCACUGUGUGUCACUAGUUGCAUUUUUUUUCCCACUACUGCAAAACAUUUCUCCACACUAGUAGAAUAACAUUGGCAUGCUAGUCAGACGCAACUACACUAGUUGAUAUUUGUGCGUUACUAUCACCUACUAGUUUUCAUAGUGUGACAGGUAGUGCAAAGCUCCGAGGGUCACUAGUAUCGUGUCAUUUUCCUCCUGUUGUGCCCACAUUGUCCCACUAGUGAGGAGAAAGCGCAUACUUAAAUACUCACACGCCUCUUUGAGCAGAUAUCCCAUGUCAAACUAUUAUUCUACUACAACUUGUGUUUCUAGUGAAGACAAAGAGUGUACUAGUACUGUAUUUGGACCUUUAGGUAGAUGGCAAAGAUAUGGCAUAGAUACUCAAACGGUUUUCCAUAAGCAAGUCGUAAUCAACACUAAUUGCACAUUUCCCUUUUUCGCCUUCACUCAUUUGCGUAUUUGAGUCACGCCGCGUCACCAUUUUGGAGUCGGCGUUUUUUGUUUGUGUUGUUUUUUGUGUGCACAGCGUCAGUCUGUACUUGCCACACUCGAUACGAAAUACUACAAUUGCGAGGAAACGGUUGAAACGUUGCCAGAGUAAUACAAAUAAUAACGGAACUAUCCAGAUUUUUAAAAGUUGUCAUUUUCCGAGAAUAAUACUACAUGCAGGAUUUUUUUGGUUGUUUUUGUGAGGAAUUUUUUUUUAAGAGGGAAUGUAAAAAAAUGUAACUAUAAAAAAAACUUUGUCCUCUGAAUAUUCCAACUUUGUUCUUUGCAAUUUUUCUCUUUUCUCUCUACAAAUUGCUACAUUAUGGUAGAGUGACACAAUAUUUCUCUUUAAUUGAAUUUCAACCAACAUUUUUUUUUUCUUGUAAGAUUUAUGAUUUUUAUUCUGCAAUUGCAAUUGCCACGUUAUUAUGAAAUUUACCAGUAAAAGAUAAAAACACAAGUACAAUUACAAAAAAAACUGUCGUAAAGUUGCGAGAGUCCUACAAUUGUAAUUUCACGAUUGAGAAAAAAAAAAAAAAAAAGUUGCUUAAUUUAUAAUGGAAUGAGGAUCAUGUCUAGAGGAAGAUUAUUUUUUGGACUUGCUGUUAACAAUCUCCAAAUUUGAUCUUAAAAUAAAAAAAAGUAUCAUUUAACUGUAUAUACACGAUUUACAAUUGUGUUCACUUAACAUUCCAACUUUUUUCUUAUAAAAUUGUGCUUUAUCCCCAACUAAUUAUGAAUUUACUGUAUAUUUUUCCAUGUAAAAAUUCCACUUUUUUUUCCUUUAGGUUUUUUUUUUGGUUUUGUUUUCCUUGUAAAAUUGGGACAUUAUUUUACCUGUUUAUUUUACUUUUGUGAAAUUUGUAUAUAUAAAUAUUAGUCACACUGAAAAGACCACAAAAAAAACAGUUGUGAUUAAAAUUUCUCUCUAAUGUUCUGAUAGUCUGUUGAUUUGAUGAAGUUGAGAUAUUAUGACAAUAAAGUCGUUUUUUUUUCAUUUUGUGAAUCAAUUAAUUUUAAUUAGUGAAUGUAUAAAAAAAGAGAAACCUUAAACUGCAAAAAAGUGUAACUAUCUCUGUUUUACGAAUGACCAUAACACUUUUUGCAAAAUUGCAAUUAAAAAAAAAACAUUUUUAUAGCCUUGUCAAGUUUUGACUUCAGUGUAAAUGGGAUUUAUGUUUGUAAUAUAGAAAUCUCAUGAUAUGAUUUUUGUAAAUCAACUGAAAAUUUAAAAAAAUUAGACAACCAUUUUUUUUUAAAGAUGUUCUUAAAUGUUGCACUAUUUUCUGAAAACUUUUGGAGUGAAAUUAGGACUUUGUUCUCCAAACCUUAGGGUUCUUCAAAUGAGGUAUUAUUGUUAUUGUCAGACUUUAUUUUGUCUUGCAAAAAUGAUAAAAUAAAGCACCACAUUUUUUUUUUUAUUUUUUUUUUUUUACAAAUUUUGUAAACUACAGCUUUUUCCCACAUUUAUGACUUUUCUCGUAAUAUUCCAACUUUGUUUUUGUAAAUUGGAUUUUCUUCAAAAUUUAGAACAGUUUCUCAUCAAUUAGGACGCAAGGUUUUUUUUUUCUGAUAAUGUUCCAAAAUACUUCUUGAAAAUUGACUACUGUUUAUUUUGGAAUACAACAACUUUUCUUUCAAAUUGAUGACUGUACUCUGUUAAACCUGAAUUUGUUUUGUAAGAUUCCGAAAGUUUGAAUUUUUUUUUUUUAACUCCUUCACUGCCAGCCCUCCCAGUUGGUUACCAUGGAUACUUGACACUUAAAGCCGUCAAUGGCAGUGACGCCUUGAAUUUUUCGAGGCUUUUUUUUUUUUUAAUCAAACCGAAACUCUUCUCGUAAGAUUUACAGCUUCAUUUUUGUAAAAUGACGCCUUUAUUUUUCUUGAAAUUCCGAAUAUGUUCUCGUAGAAUUAUGAUUUUGCAGUAAAACAACUAAUCUUAUUAAAGUACGAGUUUAUCGCCCGUAAAUGCAGACUUGUGUUCGAUGUAAAUGAUAAAUUCUUGUAACAUUUUAACUUCUUUUUAGUGUCCACAUGCACAUGAACACAUUUCAAAGGGAAUUCUGCAUUUCAUCCUUUUCCUUUCCUUUUUUUUCCUCCAUAAUUUGUUGAUUGUAUGACGCUGCAGUCUUGUAAUUUAUAGUCUUUAGAAGUGGGUUUAUUUGAACGCGCACGAUGAAUAUGACCCAGUUACGGUACGGCGAUGGCAGUCGCGAAGCGCCUAAACGCCGAGAGAAAAAGUGUUAAAUACCCACUCGGGCAUUAAACGAGUGCAGUCUUGAACUUGGUUGAAGUGUCGUUUAAAAUGAUGGCGUAAAUGUAUAAAAGCCCAAUCGGAGCUUAUCGGUGGCACCGCUGUUUACAUGUCCUCUCUUCUUCUUAUUAAACGUAAUUGCCGUCUAAUUUAUGCUUGAGUUUCACUCACCGCAAUUGAUGUUUUAUGCCGCGUUUGUGUGCGCCCGCGUGUGUGUUUCUAUGUGAUGAUUUGAAUAAAGUAAAAAUGUUGCUCAUG
Molecule: messenger RNA, 6489 nt
Organism: Syngnathoides biaculeatus (alligator pipefish)
Lineage: Eukaryota; Metazoa; Chordata; Actinopteri; Syngnathiformes; Syngnathidae
Product: guanine nucleotide-binding protein G(q) subunit alpha-like
Exons: 8
Coding region: 440-1519 (359 amino acids)
Biological process (GO): action potential; adenylate cyclase-modulating G protein-coupled receptor signaling pathway; phospholipase C-activating dopamine receptor signaling pathway
Cellular component (GO): heterotrimeric G-protein complex
Molecular function (GO): GTPase activity; G-protein beta/gamma-subunit complex binding; G protein-coupled receptor binding
Source: RefSeq, a predicted model, not a curated record